Chenopodium quinoa (quinoa) is the source of this 2406-nucleotide messenger RNA. Its product is annotated as glycosyltransferase family 92 protein At1g27200-like. Lineage: Eukaryota; Viridiplantae; Streptophyta; Magnoliopsida; Caryophyllales; Amaranthaceae. The coding region runs from base 378 to 2072 and encodes 564 amino acids. The transcript has a single exon. The record is from RefSeq and is a predicted model, not a curated record.
AUAAAAUAUUUUUUUUUACUAAUAAAAUAUUAUCUUUGUUAAAAUAGUCAAAUGAUAAUAAAUGCUAAACAGAAUAAAAUUCAGCCAAAAUUUAUCUUUACAAAGUUUGGUUCAGAAAAUAUAUUUAUUCAUUUAUUUAUUUAUAAUAAUUACAAAUAUUCUCCCGCACACCCAAAAACCAAUAACGAACACCCCUUUUUCCUAUUCGCCCUCAACCUCCUUCUUCUUCUUCGUACUCCUCUGUUCUUCUCACAAUUUCAAAUUCAAACCCAGAAAAUCCAAAACACCCAGAAAAUCAUGAACUAAACCCAGAAAAAUUCCUUAUUCUUCCUUAAUUCUUUAAUUCACCCAGAAAAAUUCUCAAAAAUAAUAGAACAAUGGUAAGAAAAUCAAGGAAGAACAUCUUCCUAAUCAUCCUCGCCGUUAUCACAUUCUUCGCCGUUCUCUCUCAUCACAUCUACCGUUUCGCCAAUCAAUCCCUUUCUCUCUCCUCCACCUGCAUCUUCCGCCGCCAAUCCCUCGAUUUUCUCUCUCCACCACCAUCACCGCCGCCCCCGCCGUCGAAACCACUUCUUCCAUUACAACCACCGCCAUCACCACCCUCAAAAGUUUUAUCAACCGAAGCAAUUUUAAUCCCGGAUUGGGAAGUCCUCGUAAUCUUACCACCCGAAACACCAUUACUUCCGCCAUUAGAGAACAAUUACCUCUGCAUUUACCCAGAUAAAUCCUCAACUCCGGCAAAAUUCGCCGGAAAACUCCCUUUCAACGGUGGUUUUUCCUUCAAGUGCAAUUUCCCGGCGAGUAAUCGGCGCCGUUUACCGUUUUUUCAACCGGCGUUAGUCCGUACAGAGGAGAGAGAAAUUCUUGCUGGUGUUCUUCCUCCGCCGAAACUCCUGUUACGGUGGAACUUCAUCGUAUACGAUUCCUUCACCACCGAAAACGACGUCGUUUUGCUCGUCAAAGGGGUCAAUAACCGUCAAGGAAGCAGCAGACCUCCGUCAAAUUUCCGUUGUGUUUUUGGACAUGAUUCUUUAACGCCCGUUAAAACUAACGUUACUUCUUCUAGUCAAGAGGUUUUCCGUUGCAAUCGUCCGGGAAUUACGGGGAGCCGUCCGAUUAGUGUAACGAUUGAAAUUGUGGAGGAUGAUCGGACGGCUGUGAUUAUCCCAUCGUUGGCUAAGUAUGUACCGGAUAAUCAGCGCACGAUAAUGCAGUUUGAGAGGAAGUCGCUAAUAUGCGCCUGUACUAUGGUUAAUAAUGUGGGCAAGUUUUUGAGAGAGUGGGUUAUGUUUCAUGCUAAAAUUGGGGUUGAGAAGUUUAUUCUUUAUGAUAAUGAUAGUGAGGAUGAUUUGGGAGCUCAAGUUGAGGGGCUUAGGAAUGAAGGGUUUGAUGUGAGGACGGUUUAUUGGGUUUGGCCUAAGGCGCAAGAGGCUGGGUUUUCCCAUUGCGCGCUUUACUCGGCCCGGAUAUGUGAUUGGGCCGCGUUUGUGGAUAUCGAUGAGUUUUUUCUCUCUCCUUCGUGGCUCGAGUCGCCGCGUCCGAGGGCGAAUAUGCUGAGGGAGUUGUUGCCGGAGAGGCCGGAGGUGGAUCGAGUUGGGCAAGUGUCGAUUCGGUGUAACGAGUUUGGGCCGUCCAAUCAGACGACACAUCCAAUUGAUGGGGUGACUCAAGGGUAUACUUGUCGUAGUCGAGCGGAUCAAAGACAUAAGUCUAUUGUUUACCUUCCGGCGUUGGAUCACUCCCUUUUGAAUGUGGUCCACCACUUUCAAGUCAAAGAUGGGUAUAAAUCGCUCCAAAUUGGAACAAAUCGGGCUAUUGUGAACCACUACAAGUACCAAGCUUGGCCCGAGUUUCAAGCCAAGUUCCGAAGACGUGUGUCGGCUUAUGUUAUUGAUUGGCGAGUGACUAUAAACCCUAGUUCAAAUGAUAGGGCACCCGGUUUAGGCUUUGAGCCUAUUGAACCUCCCGGGUGGGCCCAAAAGUUUUGUGAAGUAAUAGAUGACCGGAUGAAAGUGUUGACUAUGAGGUGGUUUGGGAAUAGUGAGUCCACUAUGGCUUGGCAAAGUUCAUAGUGUUGGGCUAUCUAUUCUUUUUGGUCACAUACAAGUCUAGAUUUUUUUUGCGAUACAUACAUGGAUGUGCAUAAGAGAUACUUCUAUCAAAUCUCAUAAUCUAGGAGUAUAUAGUAUUAGCUGAUAAAUGGUUGCAUGUCCCAAAAAAUACAACAAGAAAACGUCAUAAUUAGUUGUAUAUAUUAGUCUCUUUAAGACUGAUCUCAUAGCUAGAUUAAAGGGAGAGAAUAGGAGUAGGGAGUUAAUUCACUUUUUUGCUUAAUUGUUUUGUAAAGAAUUGAUUCUUCAACAAGGCUAAUUAAGAUUAAAGCUUUAUCAUAGUUUCCUGUUUUUG